This is a messenger RNA of Malassezia vespertilionis, 657 nucleotides long. RefSeq names its product 18S rRNA maturation protein (gene EFG1). Gene Ontology annotation, biological process: maturation of SSU-rRNA from tricistronic rRNA transcript (SSU-rRNA, 5.8S rRNA, LSU-rRNA). Bases 1 to 657 code for a protein of 218 amino acids. The record is from RefSeq and is a predicted model, not a curated record. NCBI's taxonomy places the organism in Eukaryota, Fungi, Basidiomycota, Malasseziomycetes, Malasseziales, Malasseziaceae. Gene Ontology annotation, cellular component: nucleolus; preribosome, small subunit precursor. The transcript has 2 exons.
AUGCGACCAAGGGAGGACGCGCCGAAGCGGAAAGCAGUCCAGAGCGAUGGACAGGGCGAGAUGGGUGUGAACAGGCUGAAAAAUGACAUCACACCUGGUCAGCGGAUCGACGCGGAACGGCGCUUGCAUGCGCUGGAGCGCGAGUUGGAGAGCAAGCAGCAAGCGCAAAAAGAGCGCACGUUGGCAUCGCGAUACCACAAAGUCAAGUUUUUUGAGCGCCAGAAGCUUUGCCGGCGAAUUGCGCAGCUGCGCAGGGCGCGAAAUGGAGAUGUCGAUAAGAAAGCGGCUAAGAAAAAGCUCGCUGCACUACAGACGCUGCGCAUGUUUUUGCAUUACGUGAUGCUUUUUCCGCAUGACAAGCGGUACGUUGCGCUGUUUGCAGAUUCUAGCACAGGGGAGCCUGUAGCGCCAAGCGAAGAUGCACCGGACAAGGCACACCGAGAAGCGGCUGAAUUUUUGCGACGCGUGCGGAAACAAAUGAAAAAAGGCGUCCUUGCUGCUGAGCCGGAGCGCGAGCUUGAAGAGCGCGGUGUGAGACGGCCAGCGAGAGAUAUUGCAGAAGAUAGCGAGGAAGAGGCGCACGAAAAAAAAGCCGAUCCCCCGCGCAAACGUCCACGCAGCGCCACGGUCGAAGGCGACGAUUUCUUUUCUAUGUAG